This is a messenger RNA of Colletotrichum godetiae, 4420 nucleotides long. RefSeq lists its product as uncharacterized. Bases 196 to 4185 code for a protein of 1329 amino acids. The transcript has 10 exons. Gene Ontology annotation, biological process: transmembrane transport; metal ion transport. The record is from RefSeq and is a predicted model, not a curated record. Gene Ontology annotation, cellular component: membrane. Gene Ontology annotation, molecular function: metal ion transmembrane transporter activity; protein binding. Lineage: Eukaryota; Fungi; Ascomycota; Sordariomycetes; Glomerellales; Glomerellaceae.
AGACGACGAUGACUAUGAGAGCGGUUAGUCUGGGUUCAUCAAGGUUUCUCAACAAGCUCUCACAUCAUCCUAGAUUCUGACAAGGGCGAUUGGCCAUCCAUCGUAUACGACUUUGACGACUUAGAAGAAGAAAUUGACUUCUAUCGAGAAAGAGUAGCGCGGCACGAACAAGACCAAAAGAACGGACUGCGGUUGAUGCAAACGCGGCUGAUGCUCGGAAUUGCUUAUACUGCGGCAGGCAAGAAUGAUGAUGCCGAAGCGACACUGAUCAAGGUCAGGAAUGAGAUGGAAGAGAUUUGGGGAUGGAGUCACAUUGCCACUAUGGCCUGCACAAAGUCUUUGGUUCAAGUGCUUGAAUCCCUUGAAAGGUACGACGAAGCUCGGGACUUGUACGAGAUUGCCAUUAAGGCCGUUCGAUGUGCUCUGGGUAGCGAAUAUCCCUGGACCCUGGAGCUUUGCAAUAACUUUGCUUGUUUUCGCGCUCGGCGAUCCGAAUUUGACGAUGCAAAGAAGUUGUUUGAGGACGUUUAUCAAGCGAAGCGACAUGUCUUGGGCCAGCAUCAUCGAUCUACACUGGACGCACUCUGCAAUUUGUGCAGACUUUCGCCCGCUUCAGAUCACAGCAGUGACGAGCUUGCCAUGGAAAUCGCUGUUCAGGCUCUGAGGCAGGGCUAUGAUGACGACAGUAUUGUCGUCUUGAGCGUAGUAAAGCACCUCAGCUUCCUCUAUCAGCAAGGUGGGAACGCCGAGAAGAUGCAGGCUCUCUGUAAUGAAUUCGAAAUAGAAGCUUUGGCGGAGACAUAUUGUACCGCUUUCCAUGUGGACACCCUCAUUCCACCUCUCAAGACCCGGGGGCAGACCCAGGAUGUCAGCAUAUUACCAUUUGAUAUCUUCCAAAAAGUUCUAAGCAAAAUCGGGCCUACUUGGGCUAAGCGAAGCCUUCGUGGUCUCGAACGAACGCGGAAUUUCAUCUAUAAAUGGACCGGCAUGGACGUCAGAACUUUCACACAGCACUUCGUCGCGGAUGAAAAGUGGAUUGAGUGGGGCGGAUUGAUCAAUCCGGCAGUGCUCUUGGAAGAAGCCUGUGCAGCAGGACAUGAACCUGCCGUUGAGAUGCUCCUGGAAAGGUACGAUGAGUACGGCGAGCAUGAUGAUGAAAUGAAUCUUGACAUGCAGGGCGCUUUUCGAAAAGCGGUGGUUUCAGGUAGUGAGCCCGUUGUACGGCUCCUGCUAGAUCGAAGCGUCGAGAUAAACCACAUCGACGAAGCCGCGAACACGGCACUUCACGACGCAGCAAAACUGGGACAUGAUGCUGUUUCAGGUCUUUUAGUUGAGUCAGGCGCGGACACACACGCAAUGAAUGAAGACGGAAACACGCCGAUGGAUAUGGCGAUGAUGGCAGGCCAUGAAGGAGUUGUAAGGCUCUUCAUGGGCCACAACGGUGCUAUACUGACCAGCUCGACAACCGCUGGGGGUUCACCAUCUGUUGCAAAGGAUCUUUGGUAUGAAAGACUUCAGAGAACGGGCUUCGACGCAACUGUUGUUCAUUUCUAUAUUGGGGGCCGCGAUAAGGAAGUGGACGCCACCAAUGGCAUCUCUGGCGACGCUCACCGAGUGCAGAUUGUGCCAGUAGAAGAACUUGUUGGGAACUUCGACAAUGUGCUUUGUCAAGUAUUGGAGAACAGAACUGAACACGAAACCUUUCCGGAAGCGGACUUCAGAUGGAUACAUCUGCCUGCAAAUUGCAUGGAUUGGGUGGAGGCUCUUCUGACAACGUUACAACUCGCUGAAAAUGACGACCAGAGAUGUCCGGACUUACUCAAGAACGAGCUGUGGAUGCGCCAGCUCCACGAUCCGCCGUAUUCGUCCGUUCACGGCCGAUUUAUGAAACCUUUGUGUCGAGAAAUUCCAGGAUUUCCUACCUCCUCUGGGAGCAUGGUCGCUUUCAUGCCAUAUCUUCAUUGGGAAUCUGAUGAGAAGCGGAGAGAGAUGAACGAAAAGAUCGCAAAAGUCAAUGCAGCUCAAACGCUUGACAUGGCUCGGUUGACGCAGGCUUUAAAGAAUGGAGUGAAAGGAGCAUUUGGAGAACAGACGCCACAUGCAGGAACUGAAGACAAGAAUAUGGCGCUCUUGGGGCACUAUCUCUUUCCAGUGCCACCACAAUCACCGGUACAUUUACGUCGCACACUGGACCAGUUUCAGUAUUACAUGACGGAAAGCACAGAAGACCGUGACUCUGACCAAGUCAUAUCACGCUAUUUCAAAAGACGACACCCUGAUAUACCGCUACCUGUAAUGAUGAUCGAUCAGCUUUGGAUCUGGGUUUUGAAUCAAAAAACCGUCGUCACCAGCUUCCCCCAGCGCUGGGACAACACGAAAGGUUCUUCCCGGGACAACAGGAUCCUCGAUACAGGCAACGUUUUAGAUAGCGUCCUCACACGUCUCAAGCAGAAGGAAAGAACCCCGAUUGGAUCUGUCUUUGAUCUCUCAGAGCUGAUUAUGGCGCGAUGCCUAGGUCUAAACUACGAAAGGAUUGAGUGGGAGUACGAAAGAUACCGCUACCUGGAGAUAUUCGAUUAUUCGAUCAAUUACGUUGCACACGAGGAGGUCCGUUGUUUCAAUGAAUUCGCCAAUAGGGCGAAUAGUGAAGACAGUGGGAAAGAUGGUAUUGGCGAGACGAAAUUGGGCAAACAGAAGAGGAAUCAGAGGAGUAAGGAGGAGGAGAAAAAGCAAGAGGUGGGGAAGCAGUCAGGGGGGAAAAUAAACACCAAGGCGGCGAAGAAAGUACAUGCUGAGCCUGUGCCAUCAGUUGGGGAAGAGAUCGUGGCGGAAUGGAUGGAAACCACGAUCAACAGUCGUCAUUCAAAGGAUCGGGGCAGUGUUGUCUCAGCUAAGUCGGGAGCGCAAAACUAUGACGACGUUUUGUCUCGAACGAUGACAGAAGACGAAACUACCGGCAAUCCGCUGACAGCAAGUAUACAUGGACGACGUUCGGGCACAUCUACGACGUCAAAAGAGAUCCAGAAAAGGUGGCGGAAAGAACACGAAGAUGCAAAGACUGAGAAGAAAAAAAAAGGAGAGAUUCUCAAUGAAUUGGCGCGUCUACUUUCGAAAAGGACUGCCUCAAAACCACCUCGUAAGGUAGAGGAUUCAUUCGACAUAUCGCACGAGGUUGAGUUGUUGAGGGAAAUCAAAGAUAUCCGGGACGAGUUGAACAUACUCGGCAAUUUAUUCAGUCAACAGAAGCUCGUUCUCGAAACCUUUACUCGUAUUGUUGAAGCAAGGAGAAGGGACGGCCAAGUACCUGCUGCGGAUAUCACACAUCCGGAACCGAGUCUCAGCCACGCAGUGCAGAGACACAUUGCAUAUGUUGAGAGCUUGGAUAAAAAUGCCGAAAGAGUGUAUCGCCAUCUUGAGGAUCUCCUAGACCUGAAGCAAAAGCAAGCAAAUGUCUUCGAAGCCCGGAAUACGCGUGUCUCGGGGAACACCAUCACGGUUUUUACUAUCGUCACCAUUGUUUUCCUUCCAGCAUCUUUUAUGGCGGCUUUCCUCGCUCUUCCUAUCUUGGAGUAUCCCUCAGUUGGUGACGACAAGAUGGGGCUUGCUUAUGCUGUCAAAAAUACUGUGAUCACUACAGUUGCAGUAGCUUUCCCUUUUAUUGUGUUCGCUCUCUAUGUCAAUCCCAUCUUUAGGAUUGCCAGAGUGUUGACACUGCCAUUUCAAAAUGCGGCAAGGUCUGCUUACGAGGCCAGGCCGUUUCUCCUGCUUCUGAGCAGAGUCAUAUCCAACGUCUUGUGGCUGGUCUUCAAACAUCUCAGCAAGCUUGUAAAGCUUCUCGCCCUACUCAUGUUGUGGUCUCUCCGCUUGCUACUACUGAUGCUUGUCAAUUGGCGCCGAGUCUUCAUUUGGACCAGGGGGAUGAGAGACGCCAAGAGAGAAGCGAGGAGUACUGGCCAAAAAUGGAAAAAUAGGCGUUAUGUCACUGGAUAUCUCUUGAGAAAGUUGAAUAGGCCAGAGCAGAGCGAGGGAGACGAUGUCGAGGAGCAGCGAGCAGGGGAAGUUUCAUCGGAAACACAAAGCAGCCGCCUCACCUACGGUGCCUCCCUGUCAGAAGUAUCUCAACCACCCGUCGAUGAGAAUGCGGUCAGCGAAAGAGCGAUGGGUAAGAGAGUUGCCAGCGGAUAGAAUAUCUGCAGGGAAAAGAUCUGUGAGAGCAGUUGACCAAGGAAAUCCCACGCAGUGAGGAAGCGAUUGCCUUGGACCCAGGUUUCAGAGUUUGGGGACAUGCACUGAUGUGAUGAUGACUGGAAUAUGGUCGCGUCGAAUGCGAUGUGGAAUGAGCGCGAUAUUGGGAUUGGCAAUCAUGCCUACAUGUACAGAUAAUACUAGGCCAAAGAAUAUCGAUGUCACUUUUCCACCG